This is a messenger RNA of Hydatigera taeniaeformis, 468 nucleotides long. The record is from the annotation of a GenBank genome assembly. Lineage: Eukaryota; Metazoa; Platyhelminthes; Cestoda; Cyclophyllidea; Taeniidae.
AUGGUGGAAGUGGAUGGUCACAGUCGAUCCAUGUCUCCUCCCCUAUCUCAGUCAGUUCGCCGUCCCUCCUCCUCUUUUGGCAGCGACGCGUUUCUCUCACGACACCCAAAUCCAUCCUCGCAAGAUCUGGAUCAUGAAAUCGAUCGACUUUUGGAUGAUCUUACCACCACCUGCCUUCAACAGGAUCGCAGUAAUCUCAUUCGUGGCGGACCCAGUGGCACCCAUCACUUCCCUCGUCGCUUUUCUACACCCUAUCGACCUCGAUGGGAGCGAAACGGCAGGAGCGGUGGUGGAGUAGAAGUCUCCUUGCCCGAGUUGUCCGCUUAUCUGAAGAUAUGCAAGCCUCGUGCUUUCGGUAUCAAAACCUAUCGACGCUUUUAUGUGGUGUUGGAGAAGACUUCCCUUCUUAUGUUUAAGGUGAGUGAUACACCUUCAGUUCCUUUCUCUUCAUCAUCUCCUCGAAGGUGA